Manihot esculenta (cassava) is the source of this 1950-nucleotide messenger RNA. Its product is annotated as mini-chromosome maintenance complex-binding protein. Bases 35 to 1831 code for a protein of 598 amino acids. Gene Ontology annotation, biological process: DNA-templated DNA replication. Gene Ontology annotation, molecular function: chromatin binding. The record is from RefSeq and is a predicted model, not a curated record. Lineage: Eukaryota; Viridiplantae; Streptophyta; Magnoliopsida; Malpighiales; Euphorbiaceae. The transcript is spliced from 14 exons.
CAAGCGUAAAGCCGUUAUCGAAGUCCUCGCGAAAAUGGUUGGACCACCGUACGAUUGCCUGGCAAACCCUCUCGGAGCCGUCCGAUUGACGUUCGAGAAGGCGAUUGCGUCCGGCUCGCACCCUUCGUCCUUCGAUGGAAAAGAUUGGGGCGCCAUCGACCUCUUUCGUCACUUUCUCUUCGACCAAUCCCAACUUUCUCAGGUUCCUAUUCUUAGUCCUGCAACUUUAAGAUGGGUUCAGCCCAACACUCUAGUUCGGUUCCGAGGAAUGAUUCAAGACAUGUUAGGAAAUGAAUUCUAUGUUGGUGCUUACAAGGAUGGUUCAGUUUGGAGGACGAACAAGUUCAUGGAUUUUUCUAAAUUCCCCAUGGACUCUUCCCCAGAUAUGCGAGUUUGGGAACGCCGACUUUUGUACUGUGUUCCAGUUCCCGGAAUAAGUUCCUGGGCUGAAUCUGCUUCUGAGGUAGCCAUUGAUAGACGCAUGAAUUGGACGUCCCAACAAAGAGAUAAGCGUGGUAGAAUGGAUUUUGAAGCUAUGGAUGCCGAAGAUACUCCUGUUCCAGCUGAUAAUUUUGAAGAUUCUCCUACUGCGAAAAGGAUGAGAGAGGAUGGGCAUCCUUCUCCGUCCUCACAGUCUCAAGACUAUAAAACUGAAGCUGCAUGUUCUAGCACAAAUGUGGAGUUAGAAAUCUACCAUGAUUCUUCUCCUUGUCUCGUAAAGAUAUAUGAUUCUCCAGAGUCAGAGUUGAAGCUAAAUGAUGUUUUUGAAUUUGUUGGGGUACUUACUUUUGAUUCAGAGAUUCCAGUGGAGACGGGUGAUCGUGAUGACUUCUGUAAUGAUUAUAGCGAUGAUCUGUUGGUCCAUCUGCCACCCCACAAGGUGCCACGGUUACAUUGUCUUAUUCAUCGGAAGCUUGCAGCUCAUGAUUUUCUGCACAAGUCCCCCAGUGUUGAGCAGACCCCCCAUUUGGUCAAAGAAGCGAGGGAAUCUCUGUUGAGACAUCUUACAGAUGUUCUUGGAAAUGAUGGAGUGGCAGCACAUUACAUGUUGUUGCAUCUCUUGUCCAGGGUACAUUCCAGGGUAGACCAUGUUGCAGUGGGGAAGCUUUCACUAAACCUUACUUGUUUGAGCAAAGAGAGUUUUUCUGUAUUUGGCAUCCAGCUUAGUCUUGCUAUCAAGAACCUUCUACCAUUUUCAACAUGCAUACCCCUAACUUUGGAAUAUCUUAGCAGAAGUUCUCUUGCUCCCAAAAAAGAUUAUCAGACAAAUAGACUGAUACCCGGAGUCCUGCAGCUUGCUGAGGGUUCACACUUGAUCAUUGACGAGACCCUAUUGGAGACGGGAACACUCAACUCUGUUGGGGUUGACAAUGCAAGGUUGCUAAAAAAUUUGCUAGAGUUCCAAAAGGUUGAGUAUGAUUUUACGUACUAUAAGAUGGAGAUGCCAGCUGACGUUCAAUUGCUAAUAUUGUCCGAGGGGAAAUCAAACAUCUUGCCAGCUGAUGUAAUUCUGCCCUUCCAGCCUUCUUCAGUUGGUACCUCAGGAGUUGUGACUACAGAAGCCGUGGAGGCUUGGAGGUGGUACUUGGCUGCUUUCAGAUUGUUGCCACAUUCUAUUGAGUCUGAAAUGCAGAAGGUGGUUGAAAAUGACCUGGUUGCUGCGAGACAGGCAGAUCGAAGUAUAGGAAGCCAAGAUUUUAGCAGAUGGUUGACAAUGGGCCGCCUAAUUUCGACAAGUUUUGGUGAGACCUCACUUUCAAUGGAGCACUGGCAAAUGGUAAUGGAGUUGGAGAGGCAAAGGAGAGAGAGACUGUUGCCUUACCGUAAUUAACACACUUUCAGUUAUGUAAAAACAGUCCAAUGCUGAGAAUGAAUUCAUGUUUACUGGUUCUUUGGAGCAAAUGUGUAAACAAUAUAAUUAUAAAUAAGUUUUCUGCUUUCUGUUCCAAA